AUGAAUCAGAACGGCGGUAGUGUGGGAGAUACUCGGAAUAUUUUAAAUGGAUGGUUGAAUGGUGCGUACCGCCCGAUGAAGAGACAAGCCGGCCGAGAAAACGAGAACCCAUUAGAAACCGGAGAGGGCAAGUCUCUCGAAGAGAAAUUAUACGAUACCAUUUAUGAUGCGAAAUUGAGUCAUAUUAUUAUCGACGAUGGAACUCAAACAUUGGGAAUGAGGUUGGUUGAUGGAAUGCCCAAUGAGGGUUUGAUGUGGAAGGAUGAGGAAGUUGAUGUCGUGCCUGAAAUUGAGGAAGCUCUUGAACAGAAGCCGGAACGCACUAAAGGAGUGGAGCUGUUGGUUCUUACGUCUGAAAUGGGUUGGCCAUAUACAGGCUUUGCCCGGGGAAGUAACAGUGACAUAUUCAUUCGCAGAGAAGAGCUCCGUGUAUGGAAUGUUGUAAGGAAUGGAAUUGAAUUAUGGCGUACACAACGUGUUAUGCCAAGAUGUCUUUAUUUUCCACGAUCAUACCUUGCCAUUGGUAACCCGGGGAUUGGAAAAUCUCAGAAUUUGGGUUCUUUUAUCCUCUACAAGUUACUGCAUUAUGAUGCGGAAGAGUUGCCUAUUGUUGCGUAUUUCUGCGGUGUAGCCGCAUAUAUAUUUGAGAAAUCUGGUGGUGGUGGCGUUGGCAGAGUUAGGGAGUACAGUAAAGAAGCGGCUAUAACGUUUAUGAAGAAUAUAUCAUCUAAUACACGUGGUUAUAUUAUUUAUGACUUCGUCAACAAAGGUGAGCAGCCACCGGCAGAUGUGGCUCCAAAAUGGGGAAGCAUUUUGAUCAGUUCACCUAAUGAAAGAAAUUUUGACAGCUGGUUCCAGCAGAGGGAAAGAUGUGCACGUAUUGUUGUUAACUGCUGGGAAAUGAGUGAAAUGCGGGCUUUCUUCUCACGUGUGGGACCCAAGCUUUUUCCUCAAGCCACGCCUGUUGAGUUGAGGGAAAAGUGGAACAUGUAUGAGAACCGUGUGGAGCAUGUUGGACCUUCACUUCGUUAUGUGUUCGAUGAAGCAAAGCAUGCCACGCGUGAGGACGACAUAGACAAUGAAAUAAAUUCCAUCAAGUCCCAUAAGCGGCGUGAACUCUAUAUUGGCGUGGUGGGUAACAAAGGCGAAUGGAGAGAAAGUGACGCGUCUCACAAACUCGUGAAGAUUGUUCGUGCCUGUGGGAGAAACAAUAGUGAGAUAUACAUAUGCGUACCUCACUCUGAAUCUAUAAAGAAAAGAAUUUUGAAUGUAGUGUUUUCCGGCAUUGCUGAGGAGUGGGCACUGGUGUCUGGUAUGACGCGGGACGCAUCUGUCACCGGGCAUUAUUUUGAGAAGAAUGCAAUUAAAUAUUUGUGUUCCCCCAGAGUGUUAACUUGCUUCGUAAGCCUAAUAACGAAACUUCCAGCAAAUGAAAGGGCCAGGCGCACGAGGACACGCAAAAGCAUUUUGCAACACGUAAGGGAUGACCUCCUCAAUGCUUGUCGACCAAACACAGUGUCAGGUGACAUCAACUGGGCUGAGUCGAAGGGGGCUCCGGUGGAAUUAUAUGUGCCAUGCAUUCCCAACUACCCCGUAGCGGAUGCAUUCUUUAUUGUUGAUGAAAAGCAGGCUGCACAGGCUUCAGGAACCAUAGGGAAGAAAACUAUUGUGUUGUUGCAGUUUACUGUUGCCAGCAGCCAUGACACAGCAACCGACGAAUUCAUUCAUUUGUUACAAUCCCUCUUGCCAACUGCGGAGGGGGGUGGUCACCAGAAUGAGGCUACCGUUGAGCAGUUGAAGGAAAUUACUGAGAUGUUUCACUGGGAAAUCAUUUACGUUCAGCACUUCGAAUCCACAGCGAUGAGGUCUGAGCAGAAGUGUGAAAUUACACAGGGUAAGGCAAAGCACCGCAGUCACCAGUUUGUGGAGGGAUUCUGGAAGAACAAUGUGCAGCAGUACCAUGUGCAGUAUGAGGAUAACAUAGUUACCAAAAUGCUUGCGGUGGCUGCUGUGGGCCGAAGGUAA
Molecule: messenger RNA, 2025 nt
Organism: Trypanosoma brucei brucei TREU927
Lineage: Eukaryota; Euglenozoa; Kinetoplastea; Trypanosomatida; Trypanosomatidae
Gene: Tb927.2.240
Product: retrotransposon hot spot (RHS) protein, putative
Exons: 1
Coding region: 1-2025 (674 amino acids)
Source: RefSeq, a predicted model, not a curated record